Molecule: messenger RNA, 10001 nt
Organism: Acanthochromis polyacanthus (spiny chromis)
Lineage: Eukaryota; Metazoa; Chordata; Actinopteri; Pomacentridae
Gene: fam110b
Product: family with sequence similarity 110 member B
Exons: 5
Coding region: 844-2289 (481 amino acids)
Source: RefSeq, a predicted model, not a curated record
AAACUCCGGUGCUUCUCCCGGUGAAUUGACAGCGGUGCUGCUGGCUGUAACAGGAUGCUGUCAGACUCAGGCCGAACAGACGCACAGACCUAACGGAGACAACCCGCAACAGCAUCCUUUGUUUUCUGGAGCUGGAGAGCAAGUGGUGACAUCGACUGACAACCUGCAGCAUUUACAGGAGAAGGAAGACGCAUCCAGCUUCAACAGCCAGUAGCAAAAGCUUGGAGCAUGGAAGGAGCCAAUAGAUUGAAGCAGGACUCUUGUGCUAACCACUAGGACAGCUCCAGGCUGAUCGUGUGGCAAGCUGAAGGGGAAGCUGAACCGCAGGUGGAGAGGCAGCAGGGCUGUCUUUUACCAUCAUCCACAGCAUUCCUUUGGCCCUUCUGUAGCACACAUCAACACCACUUCCCUGCAACACUCAUCAAUCUUUGCGCCGCUUUUCAUUCUGUUGUUGCAGUCGCUCUCUCUCUUCUAUCUACGCAUCUGUUUAUCUGGCUUGAUUAAUACAUCGGCAGAAUCGAAGCAUCUCAGACCAGUAAAAAACGCUCACUAAAGGCCAGUGAAGUGAGCUGUUAAAAUUGUAGAGCUGCCACCAGAAAGCAAUCAUCCCACUCAUGCAAUGCAGAAGCAUAUGUGACUGCAGUGCUUCACCAGCCCCCCCAAACCUAGAGUCUGGCUCAGUCCCACAGGUGAUGAGGAGGGCCAGGGGCUUCAUGUCUUUCUAGACUUUCUCUUCUCCACCUUUUGUCUUCAUGCUUUGGGGGUCCUCCAGUGUCCCCGCCCUCUGUCAACCCCCCCGCACCCACCGCCACCACGGCCAGCCACCCCAGUCGCCUUGUUGCCAUGCCGACAGAGACACUGGCUCCAGCCCUGCCAGAUAGCAAGGCUGCUGGCCCUGCGGCGCCCUUCAGCUCCGCUGUACCUCUUCGCAUCCUCAACAAGGGCCCUGAGUACUUCAGGAGACAGGUGGAGCCGAACCCAAAGCGCCUCAGUGCUGUUGAGAGACUAGAAGCUGACAAGGCCAAGUAUGUCAAGAGCCAGGAAGUUAUUAAUGCCAAGCAGGAGCCAAUCAAACCACCUGUGCUGGCUAAGCCUCCCGUUGGUCACACCCUUCUGUCGAAGAGAGGCUCUGGGAUUGGUGGAGGAGGAAAUGGAGGCGGAAUACCUUUUAAAGCCUCUAACAACAACGCCAAGUCAGACACGUGUGCAACAAGCAGUGGCAGCAGCAAACGGGAGAAUUUAAACUUGGAGAUCCUAAAAAAUCUGCUAAACUCGUCAUCCUCCUCGGGAGCAGGAUCUGAAGGACUAGGAGGUGGAGCUAAGAGUGCUGUGCUGAUGAGGUCAUCUGGGGGAAUGGCCAGGAGUUGGACACCAUCUGGGAUGCCCUUAACCUACCGAUCUACAAUGACACUUAAUGAACAACCGUCAGAUAUAGCUCCAAGCCCCAGCACCUCACACUCCCUACGAUCCUUCUCCCAUUCCCUGAAGGUCCCGCCGAUCAACAGCGGAGGGCGUCGCAGUCCACAGCAGGGAGCAAACCUCAACCUCAGCAGACGAGUCCUGGAUGAGAGGGGAGGUGAAGGAGGAGUUAUCGAACGUUCUCGCUCCCCACUACCACCUCUGCUCACCUCCCACUCGUCUUCCGACCUUUUGCGGCUGUGCAAUGGCAAGCCACUCCGCACAGCACGAUCCAGUAGCUCCUCAGCUCCGCCCCUUCCCCCAAAACCUAACCCUGCCUCCCUCCCCCCUCCUGCCCUUUCUUUGUCUUUGCCCCCGACUCGUCCAACUCCAUCUCCCUCCCCCUGUGAUAACACCACUCCUCAGUCGCUCCCUUGUGAUUUUGGGUACCCUUCCAAUACCACAGCUGAUCCCAACCUGGAGCUUGAACUUGGUUCAUCUGUGGCUCGUCGCCCCUCGCUACACAGAUCGAAAUCAGACCUGUCAGACCGAUAUGCCCGGGCUGGAGCUGAUGUGGAACGCUUUUUUAACUACUGUGGCCUCGACCCCGAGGAGCUGGAGGGAGUUGGUCCAGAGAACUUUGCGAGAGCGAACUCAGACAUUGUCAGUCUGAACUUCCGAUCAGCUUCUAUGAUCUCCUCCGACUGUGACCGAUCGCGACGAUCUUCCAAUGAUGGCCUAUCAGACGGGGAUGAGGGUGAGGAUGAGGAGGAGGAGGCCGGGGAGCGUGUGCCAUAUGGCAUCUCAGCUGUGGAGCGAAAUGCAAGGGUCAUUAAAUGGCUGUAUAGCAUUAAACAAGCCAGAGAGACUCAAAAGGUCUCACAUGUUUAGGAUAAGCAUUACAGUGUAAUGGAGGUACUGUAAUAUAUAGACAAACUGCCUCGUGUCUCAGAAUUAAUAGGUGGACCAUCAUUUUUCACAGGUUUAGAAACUGUGAUGUUGGGGCUGAACUGCAAAUUUGUCAGAAAUGUGUAGAUGAAUGGAUGGAAGAUGUAUACCAAACGAGGUAAGAAAACAAAAUGAAUGAAAGGACUAAAUGAGGAAAAGGACAUUAAUACUUCUAGGUUUAGAACAAGAUGAAUACUAACAACAGAGAUGAAUUAAACUUGGACAGUCAUAUGAAUAAAAUGUGCUGUCUCAAGAGACAGAAUAACUAGAUAACUGACUGUCUAUGGACAGUAUAAGCCAACAGACUAAGCCUGUUAGUUUGCUUAAGCAACAAGAACAAGAGCUAAAUGCACUACGAACAUUCAAGGACCCAAAACGUGACCAACUCAUCACAGUAGAAUAAAGGCCUUUCUCAUAGAAGAAAUGUUGUCUCAUCAACCAUAGGUAUGACUGACAUUCCAAUAAAGUGUAGUAUGAUUUCAGACCUCUAAAUCAUUCCAUACAUUUCUGAGCUGUUCAGCUCAUCUUCCUGUAUAGGAAUAUGAUAGCUAACUAGCACUCUCAAAAAAACAAAAAACUAACAUGGCAACAGAUUGUUGUAAAUUGACCAAAAAUACUCAGACUGACUGGAAAUCCACAUUGAAAAGUAAGACGUGAGCAUUAAUGCUUUUGAAAUGUUCUGUCUGUUUAAUUUGCAGUCAUCAGCUACUCCAAGUGUUUCCACAUGGCUGAAGGCAGACAUUUAUGGAACGACAGCUGUUUAAUACAGACAACACAGGAUUGCUGUGUCUCAGUCAUUACAGAAACACUAUAGUUCACAUCACAACUCUCUAGUUUCCUUCAUUUUACUUUAGCAAAAAAAGCAAUAGCCUAGUUCAUAGCAACACAGGGAUUCUAAUGUAGCCAAUUGACAGUGAUGUUCACAACAACUCUGCUGUUGCUAUUUCCUGUGAACAGUAUUUUAUUUAUUUAUUUUUUUUAAAAAGGUGACAAUCUCUGUCAGCCUCAUAACAGCUGCUACCAUUGAUGCAUUUGCUACUGAUUGGUGAAGGCAAAAACUUAAAAUGGUAUUUCAGUCUGACUAUAAGGUUUAUUCAAUAUUUCAGUUCUUUUUGUUUAGUUUGUUAAUUUUUGAGCUCAUCGCAGUCGAAAUGUCAAAAUGUCUGCUGUGAGAAAGGCCGUUAUCACGCUGUUGGUGUUGACGUUUAAACAAACUUCGGAAAAGGUGCUGACAUCUUUGCAAAACAGAUAUGAACUCUGUGUCAAAGUAUUAAGUCGGAGAUGCCGGUACGCUGUGCGACCGUAAUGACGUCAGCUCAGUGAAGUUACUUGAUAUUUGUAAUAGGUGACUGUUAAAGGAAUUAUUGAUUAAUUCAGUGCUAGUGGAGGCUAUCAGUGAAUCAAGUUGUUAACCAUGACAUUGUAAAAUGUUCAGGAACCUACGUGGUGGUGGUACACUAGCUUUUGCUGAGCUUUAGGUUGUGCUAAGCUAGAUACUGCGAUUGCUAAAUGAAGAUCUUGGUGUGUGUGUGAUGAGUGAAAGAUGAAGGAAACAGGAGAAUUACACCCAGUAGUUGGGUGGAUACACACAUAAUAUAAAAUAUAGUCUUAUGAGCAUACAGCAUUAAGGUUACACUAUCAUAUUAUUACACUGAUAGGCUGGUUUUUGCCUGUAUUGUAGGAUUUAUCAUCAACCCAUUCAUUUCACUGGAGAGCUUUAGUGUCCAAGGAUAGGAUGUGGUUAUUUGAAGGCUAUUGCACACUAACAAAAGCCCAAACAUUAUUAUAUAAGUAGACAUGUGGUCAAAUGAUUAACCUGAACAGUAAAACACAUCAUUAAUGGCACUGGCUUCAGGUGCUCUAAAACAUGACCUUUAUGAUUCAGGUUAGAAGGGCUCUGAUGUGUUUAGGAUUUUGUGAUUAGUGCCAUUCAAACUCAAGACAACUGCAGAUCAAAGAAAUGCACCAAGACAGCCUAGGGGAUCUCAGUCAGCUUCCAAUCAAACGCCGUGGUUCACUUUCAGUUUAAGCAUGUGGUAGUACAUAUUUGGUUUUAACAGGAAUUUUAAAAACAAACUACUAUUAAAUGUUUAUGUUGCAAACACUACCAUUCAGAACUUUGGAGUCACUUAGAAAUGUCCUUAUUCUUGAAAGAAAAGCCGUUUUUUCAAUGAAGAUAACAUUAAAUGGAUGUGUAGAAAUACAGUCUAGACAUUGUUAAUGUGGUAAAUGACUGUUCCAGCUGGAAAUGACUGAUUUUUAAUGGAAUAUCUACAUAGGGGUACAGAGGAACAUUUCCAGCAACCAUCACUCCUGUGUUCUAAUGCUACUUUGUGUUAGCUAAUCAUAUUGAAAGGCUAAUUGAUGAUUAGAAAACUCUUGUGCAGUUAUGUUAGCACAUGAAUAAAAGUGUGAGUUUUCAUGGAAACCAUGGAAUUGUCUGGGUGACCCCAAACUUCUGUACGGUAGUGUAUGCCUUUUCAACAAGUUCACAUCAGUGAUCUUUUACUUUAAACAUACAAAUUUUGUUGAACGUUUAGCUCACUGGGUUGCUAAGUGGAUGCUAGUUAGCCAAUGUUGUGGACAUUCGUGCAUCCUACUGUACAGUACUUCUUAUUUAAAGAGAAAAUAUUUUUUUUGUUUCACAGAAAUGUGUAAUUUUCAAAUUGUAAGACCCAUGAAUUAUACAGUGCCUUGUGAAAGUAUUCGGCCCCCUUGAACUUUUCAACCUUUCGCCACAUUUCAGGGUUCAAACAUAAAGAUAUAAAAUUUUAAUUUUUUGUCAAGAAUCAACAACAAUUGGGACACAAUCAUGAAGUGGAAUGAAAUUUAUUGGAUAUUUUAUACUUUUUUAACAAAUACAAAACUGAAAAGUGGGGUGUGCAACAUUAUUCGGCCCCUUUACUUUCAGUGCAGCAAACUCACUCCAGAAGUUCAGUGAGGAUCUCUGAAUGAUCCAAUGUUGUCCUAAGUGACUGAUGAUGAUACAUAGAAUCCACCUGUGUGUAAUCAAGUCUCCGUAUAAAUGCACCUGCUCUGUGAUAGUCUCAGGGUUCUGUUUAAAGUGCAGAGAGCAUCAUGAAGACCAAGGAACACAGCAGGCAGGUCCGAGAUACUGUUGUGGAGAAGUUUAAAGCCGGAUUUGGAUACAAAAAGAUUUCCCAAGCUUUAAACAUCUCAAGGAGCACUGUGCAAGCAAUCAUAUUGAAAUGGAAGGAGUAUCAGACCACUGCAAAUCUACCAAGACCCGGCCGUCCCUCUAAACUUUCACCUCCAACAAGGAGAAGACUGAUCAGAGAUGCAGCCAAAGAGGCCCAUGAUCACUCUGGAUGAACAGCAGAGAUCUACAGCUGAGGUGGGAGAGUCUGUCCAUAGGACAACAAUCAGUCGUACACUGCACAAAUCUGGCCUUUAUGGAAGAGUGGCAAGAAGAAAGCCAUUUGUCAAAGAUAUCCAUAAAAAGUCUCGUUUGAAGUUUGCCACAAGCCACCUGGGAGACACACCAAACAUGUGGAAGAAGGUGCUCUGGUCAGAUGAAACCAAAAUCCAACUUUUUGGCCACAAUGCAAAACGAUAUGUUUGGCGUAAAAGCAACACAGCUCAUCACCCUGAACACACCAUCCCCACUGUCAAACAUGGUGGUGGCAGCCUCAUGGUUUGGGCCUGCUUUUCUUCAGCAGGGACAGGGAAGAUGGUUAAAAUUGAUGGGAAGAUGAAUGGAGCCAAAUACAGGACCAUUCUGGAAGAAAACCUGUUGGAGUCUGCAAAAGACCUGAGACUGGGACGAAGAUUUAUCUUCCAACAGGACAAUGAUCCAAAACAUAAAGCCAAAUCUACAAUGGAAUGGUUCACAAAUAAACGUAUCCAGGUGUUAGAAUGGCCAAGUCAAAGUCCAGACCUGAAUCCAAUGGAGAAUCUGUGGGCAGAGCUGAAGACUGCUGUUCACAAAUGCUCUCCAUCCAACCUCACUGAGCUCGAGCUGUUUUGCAAGGAAGAAUGGGCAAGAAUUUCAUUCUCUCCAUGUGCAAAACUGAUAGAGACAUACCCCAAGCGACUUGCAGCUGUAAAUGCAGCAAAAGGUGGCGCUACAAAGUAUUAAUGCAAGGGGGCCGAAUAAUAUUGCACGCCCCACUUUUCAGGUUUUUAUUUGUUAAAAAAGUUUAAAAUAUCCAAUGAAUUUCGUUCCACUUCACGAUUGUGUCCCACUUGUUGUUGAUUCUUGACAAAAAAUUAAAAUUUUAUAUCUUUAUGUUUGAAUCCUGAAAUGUGGCGAAAGGUUGAAAAGUUUAAGGGGGCCGAAUACUUUCACAAGGCACUGUAUUUGUGUUUUAAAUCAGGAAGGUCAGGGAUGUCCAAUCAAAACAGCAACUGUAGCUGUUAGGUUUAGUCAGCUGUUUUUAUAAAGACUAGCUUGUUCAUUCAGUGAAUCUGACAAACUACUGCAGGAAAUCAUUGCCUGCUAUCUUGUGAGUGUACUUUCUGCAUGCUGUAUUUUGUAUGUAAGAUUGUAUUCUUCUAUAAUUUUGACAGUGAUUUGAGAGCGAGUUUGGUCUUAAUGCUCUUCAGAAAAGACAGCACUUGAACACAGUGCUCAGAGUUUUCUGCGAAAAUAAUCUACUCCAUAGUGUCAUUUUAUUCUCAAAUAGAAACAGCUGCAUCUUCAUUUCAUGGGUGAAGUUUUAGUAGUGAUAAAUGAUCAGGUUUUUCAAACGCAAGAAUAAGUCAUUCCCCUCAUCCAUUAAAAAAAAAUGCACACACUCCUACUCCUCAUUUCUACCUGUCCAUUACACACGAGAUUGACUUCAAACCUCAACUACAAAUGCUUAUGACCAAUUAAAUGCACACUCACUGUUUUUUACUUUAAUGCAAACCUAAAAGAAACAGUGAAGUGUGUUAUAUCCAGACAAGUGACAAAUUAAACAAAAACCAAUAGUAACAUGUCUCGGUAAGGGUUUUGGUCACAGCUUGAAUGUGCCUUGUUUGGUUGAUGGUGAUGGAGAGCACUAUCUAACAGGCUGGUCCAGAAUCUCCCAUAAAUGUUCAGCUGGGUUGAGAUCUGGUGACAGUGAAGACCAUAACUCAUAAAUCACAUCAUUUUCGUACUCAUCAAAUCAUUCAGUGACCCCGUGUGCCCUAUGCAUGAGGGCAGUGUCAUCCUGGAAGAGACCGCUCCCAUUUGAAUAUAAAUGUUUCAUCAUAGGAUUCAGAUAAUCAGAAGAGUUUUGUAUUGAUUUGCAGUGACGUUGCCUCUAACGGGACAUGUCUCCUACUGUAGAACAGAGCCAGGGAUUCGAGUCUUUCUUUACUUUGUCACCUGACUGUAUAUCCACAAUUUAGAAUUUACGAAAACGUUAAAGAAGCAGAAUUUCCAGAGUAUGUCAGUGAUAGCACUGGACACUAAAGCUCUCCUUUUAAAACGGUUAAUCUCAUUAUGCAGCCCACCAGGCACCAUAAAUCUACACUGAAAGCAAUAUUAAUGAUAUAGCGGUAUAUUACAGCACAAUAUGUGUAGGAAGGUGGAUGGGAGAGUGUGAUGUUGUUGUAUGUCAGCGUUCUGAUUGCCUCCUCCAGUCCCACACACACAGAAGGAACCCCAGCAGUGCUUCUGCGUUACGUCAAAGAACACUACAGGCUGCGCUCACGAUGAACAGGCUUGUGGAUGCUCUGCUUUCUCUCUCGCCACAUCUUUGUCUUUGUCAGUCCUCAAAAGCAAGCCACAAGAAUCCUGUUGCUUAAUUCCUGUGUUCUUCCUGAUACUGAAUGAGGAUGGAUUACCAAGUUAGCCUCCGCCCUCAUCCACUGUGUACAUAUCUGCAAGUUGCUGACAUGAUUAGAGGCCCGAAGCCAUAUCGAUGAGAAAACAGCUUCUCGAUCAGCAGCUACCAGCUGUCAGUGUGUCUGUCUACCCCUCCGCCUCCCUUUACCUCACCUUUAGUCUGCUAUAGGUCUGGGCCAGUGCGUCCAACAACAGCAACAACCCUGCUGGCUUCACUUUACUUCACACCAAGAACCAGACAAUAUUGCUGGCAUGGUUGAACCACUACAGAGACACGUUUUGUCUGUUUUGGAAUGAACAUGAUGACAUGGUGUGUAGAGAAGAGCUGGAUGAGAUGAGCCAGUAGUAGUUUAAUGCCGAGUCCUCAGAGAGCUUUCCAAUUCCAAAACAUUAAGGACAGUUGCAACUAAAGAACACUGACGACACAUUCAAAUCUGAAUGCUCAUCAGGAAUAGCAAGACAGAUGCAGGCCUGCAAGUUGGUGUAAAUUAAAGUGUAUGAAUUUACUUUGGGGGUUUUAUUCAGAUGUGUUGCAGUGUUCAUAAUGUACAAUUCAGUACCUGUGUAGCUGAAAUGAUGGACAGAAAAGUUUUGUCUUAACUCUUCGAAGGCACAUCUGUGGACCUUUUUUUUUUUUUUUUUUUUUUUAGAAAUGUGUGACACUGUUUAAUAUCAGUCAGACAAACUAAAGCAGCAUGCAUACACAUGUGGCUGUAUAUUGUUUUCUGCAACUGUGAAAAGCACAAUCUCUGAAGUCACAUGAGUUAAAUGCAGAUUAGAUUACCACUGAAACCAAAAGGGAUUAAACUCUUUGAAACAGCAUUUGGCUCAUGCAAGACCAAAACUCCAGAAGAUUAAAUGACAGAUUGGUAAAGCCUCAGUGUACUUCAAAACUAAGUCCUCAUCAAGUCCUGCAACAGCGUCUCAAAUCGCAUGUCCAACCCGGUGAACAGAGAAAUGUGCUUGGCAAGUUUUAUUUUUACUCUUAUAAGGCAGACAAACUGUGAUUGGUCAGGUAACUAACAGCCGAAGGAAAAUCCAGACUAGUCCUUUAAAAACACUAAACAUAUCAAUCCCAAAUGGUCAUGAAAUGCUCCUGCAAUCAUUAUUAUUCAACUGACAAUGAUUUUAUGGAAUUCCUCCACGCAGUAAUCACACAUCUAUGUUCAUGAACAAGCUGGCAUUGACAAAAAGGCAUUGUACGGGGUGUAUGAAGUUUUAGCUUUUAAUAUAUCCCUUUUUCUUCCUAAAUAAGAAGUGAAGUGAAGCCAGCUGGGAAAGACCGUUCCCAGUGUCCUCGCUCUGAGCUCAGGGCUGUGCUCGCAUGUUCCCAACCUCUCAUUCCCCUGUGUCUUCCCAGUGUCCUCUCUGGAACCCUGGAGACCCUGCUGCUUCUCACUGUCAGCAUUAAUAAAGAUGAUAUAGAACUGUUCUGGCAGCACCAUCAUACUUGACUUUCAUUUCUGUGUACAUGGUAUAUGUUUUUCUUUUUAAAUCUUUGACAGAGUUCUUCUGUGGUUCUUGUUGCUUUAUUUUCUCUUCUAUGUGUAAAUGCUGUAAGAAAAAUGGAAAAAUGUAUAUAUUUGAUUUAAAAAAAAAAAAAAAGAAGCAAUGUGUUGGAUUUCAGUUUUUCUCUGUCUGAAGGUUUAUGGUUACAAAAGAUUCCCAACAAAGAACUGCUGUUUUGCUCUUUGCCCUCAGUGCAGAACUGUCUGAUCGAACUGGGCACGAUUGUUUCAGAGACUUAAGUGUUGACCGUAUUUUUCACCGUGGAAACCGUUAGCUUUUGCUUGAUUCAAAAAAACAACAAAAAACUGUGUUCAUGUUAAGUUUCUUUUGCAUUAUUUCAAUAAAUGGCUUCUUUUGCCAUCUCUUGCCA